CCGGAUGCGGCCAUGGUUUCGUUUUUAAGGGUGGUCGGUACCGCGCAACACAACUUCCCCCUUGCACACUCUGCGUGCCGUGCGCUGCUUCACACGGGAAGCUGCAGCUUUGGUGCAGGGCCCUCCGAGCCUGCGGGCCAGACCACCCUCUCCCCACAAAUUUCAUCGUGCCUGCUGUGAGAAGAUCUUGGAAGAGCUUUCAGAGACUUAACUGAAGGAGAGAAUAUUUACCAGGAGUGAGAAAAGACAAUGGAUCCAGACUUUUUAAAUGUUUUUACACAACCUGCUCAGCUUAAUCAGUUCCUGGCUGAGAAUGUCAUUGCUCAAGGUGAGAAGAGGAAACUCAUAAAGCCGACCUCAAACAACAAUGCCAAAUUGGAAGACUUAAAACUGUUGCUGAUUGACUGGAUCAACACAACUCUGAAAGAGGAACAUAUAGUAGUUAGAAGUCUGGAAGAAGAUCUAUAUGAUGGGCUGGUACUUCAUCAUCUUUUGGAAAACCUAGGAUCUCUCAAGCUGGAUGUUGACAAGAUUGCAUUAACAGAAAAAAAACAGCGACAGAAACUCUCUGUGAUUCUGGAAGCUGUGGCUAAGUGUUUGCAACUGGAAGAAAGUCAGCUGAAAUGGAGUGUGGAAUCUAUCUUGACAAAGGAUUUACUGAGCACUCUGCAUCUUCUGGUUGCAAUAGCAAAGCACUUUGAGCCCAACCUAGCCAUGCCUCCAAAUGUUCAAGUGGAAACAAUAACCAUUGAGAACACCUCCAGAGGAUUAAAGACAGUAAAUGCAGUGGAAUAUAUCACAGAAAACAAAGAGAAUUUGGAAGCGCAGUCACAAGAUGAUGCCUUUGACGAAUUAUUUAGCCGUGCUCCAGAUAAACUGGAUGCUGUAAAAAAGGUAUUUUUGCAAUUUGUCAACCAACAUGUUGGAAAAUUAGGACUGAGUGUGAAAGACAUCGAAUCUCAGUUUGCAGAUGGAGUUAUCUUACUGCUGUUAAUUGGACAACUGGAGGGUUACUUUCUGAAUUUAAGGGAUUUCUACCUGACUCCAACCAGCACCAUGGAGAUGCUUCACAACAUUAACCUUGCGUUGGACUUGCUGGCGGAUGGAGGUCUUCUGAAUUUUUCUGUGAACUCUGAGGAUAUUGUGAAUGGAGAUAUGAAGACUACAAUGCGGAUUCUGUAUUGCCUGUAUUCCAAAUACAAGGCCAAGGAAACAUGAAGAGCAAGGCCAAAAGCUUGAGCUUAUUUUUUUUCCUUAUUUUUUUUUCCUAGCGUGUCAUUCAUGGUCUGAUUUUUUGAUUUCCAGCUGUAUCGGUGUUUAUGUGCAGGCAUUUGUAUUUGACACUUGCUGUACUAACAUUGUAUAGGCAAGUACGUAUCCAUGCAAGGUUUCACAUAUACCACCUGAAUAACUGUGAGUAGUGUGUAAGUGUGUGUCCAGGGCUGGUGUACUGUGUAAUUCUGUGGCUGUAGCUCUUGCUCCAGCCCUAUCUCUUGUUCUCUCAGAGCCCCACUAAUGCUGCAAAGAAAUGCGAUGUGUGUUCAUUAUGAACUGUGGAUUCUUUGCUAUGGGAGAGCAAUUUGAAAGCUGUUAUUGCAACCUCCCCAUUUCACUGCUUUUGAUGCACUUUGGAAACUAGAAAGGUGAAAGAUCCAUCAUGAUAUCUCUGGGAAGACUAUAGACAUGCUUGAAGCUUAAGCUCAAAACUUUCUUUAUAAAGGUGGCCAGAUGUUGUCACACAAGAGAAUGUGGAUUGGGCACUAAAUGAAUAGAUUGCUGAAAUGAAAUUUGAACUUAUUAAGUGUUUGAUAAAGGUUUCACCAUUUGCCUGCUCAAAUAUGGAAAGAGACCCAGAAUAACAUACUGGCAUGAGAUGGCAGUGACAGAUGGAUCUCCUGCACUCCUGUCGAAAGUUGCCCUUGCUUCCUUGCUAAGCUAAUGUCGAACUGUGGCCAGCUUCAGCCUUUUCCAGCUCUAGUGCUAUGUCCAACUAACAGGAAUGCUCAGUCUUGUGUCAAGCAUGUUGUAGGAGUGACUAUGAUGACCAUGCCUUCUCUCUAAUAAGAGCAGGAUGGAUGCUGGCUUCCUCUGCAGCUGGAAGAAUUAGAGGCCAUCAUGGCAUAGAGAAGUAAAACUCUUGGCUUCUGCCCCUUCUGACAGCAUACUUGUGCUGCAGGGAAUCUCAGACUCUUCUGAGACUCUUAUCUGAAUUUGUCUAGCAACUGACCCAAGCAUCCCAGCAGCUCCCUCUGGAUGUGACAAGGAUGCAGUUUAUAUCAGCUGUCACCCUCAGUCUUUCUCAGGAGUUGUAAAUCAGAAUUCCUUCAAAACCUCCAUCUACUCCCUUGAAAUUAUAAUUAUGUCAUAUUUGUGUUGCAUAAAGCUUGAGAUCUAAUUAAAAAAAAAAAGAGAGAUGCUUUGAUAUUAUUUUGGCUUCCAUCUAAACUGAUUUAAUUUCCUGUCAUCAGUGACUCUGACAUUUGAUCUCCUACCUGAUCCUCCAUCUGCGUGUUAACUGGGGAACUUAAGCUUGCCUAGUGUGAGUGCUGACAUUUACAGAUGAGAAUUUGUUGUGUCUACCUCCGAAUCACACAGCCUGAGAAAGAUCUUAGAUAGCAAUGCUGAUAAGUUUUUGAGUCUUACCUUUGAGAAUGGUAAUACUGCACAGCUAUUGGAGGAAAGAGUUCUGCAAACUGCCCUGAGCCUUAUCCUUUUUUCACCAAUAAUUACCUUGUUACAAUUUUUUAGAGAAGAAUCCAAUAUGUGGUGCCAAUGAGCUACAAGAAGAUCAUGCUUUUCUACUAAAUGUUAGUUGUGUGUGCCAUUUUGAACAAGUAAAGAAUACUCAUGGUUUUUUUCAUGUGCAAGUCUCCAUGAGUAUGUUGCUUUAUUCCUUAAUGGGCUUCAGACAGUCAACUGGGAGACCUGAGAAGGUUCACAGACUGCUGCUGCCAUUGCCAUAACAUGACAACUGGAUUGUAGAAUAAAUCAUUACUGAGCAGAUAAAAGUGGGAUGUGGUUGAUGGAAAGCAGGGGCAAAAGUGCAGGAGGGUGUUUGGUGGUGAUUCAGUAGUGACAUGGCCUUUUCCACUGAGGAAGUCAACUAGAAUCUCUUCCUUGAAGCUGGUGACCAGAAGCCACUUCUAGUGCUUGACUUCAGGCAUAAUCUAGAGAGGGGAUUAGCUGGUGCUCCCCUGGUCAGAUGGUUAUCACUGCUCAAGGAAACAGUUGGGUUUUUCUCUUCAUGUUCAGAGUUUUGUGGUCAGCUCCUCCAGCAUAAUUAAAUCCAGUACUUGUACUGAUAGGUUCCUGUCAGGGGAAGUCCAGUUCUUGGUAUUUAAUAAAUAAAAGGGUCCUAUUCUGUUCUGAGCACCACCUUUCCUAAACCUGCUAUGAACACACAGGGAAAAAAAAAUGACAGCUAAUGUGCUUGGAUAAAAAAUAUAGCAAGACCAGAAUCGAAUGUCUUAGUCUCUUUUUUUUUUAUGCUGCAAGCCAAUUUAUUACAUACUUUAUGUCUCUGAAUGCUUUGAUAAAGAGUCUGGGUUUGACUUCUAAAAUUCACUACAGAAUUUUAUUAAUCCAUCCUUCAGGCAUCCACUCCAUAAACUCUUGUAAGAUAUACAAGUGCACUAUUUACAUUUGAGACGCAGUCACAGACUUGGCAUAAUUUAGUACUGAAUAUAAAAUGACAGAACUAAAAAGAAUAUUUUGACAGUAUGAAACUGGAGAAAAAAGAACUAUGUAUUAUUGUUCUCAGAUGUUAAUUUUGCCUUAUAUAGAAGUAACCUGAUUCUCUUUUUUCUUAUAAGUUAAUGAAAACCAAAAGCCACUUACUGGUUAAGAUGGCAAAUUACCUAUGAUACUUUGAAUAAACUAAGCUUUAUGUGAGCCCCUUCGUUGACACAUAAUUCACUUUACAAUUUUCACAUUUAAAUCCUAGGUAGUUAGCUGUUUGUGGUGGAAGAAAAUGAUGGACUGUUAAGAUGCUGGGUUUUCUUAUUGUGCUGUGUAGCUAGGUAUGCAAGCCUAACUGCUAUGACUGUUCAGUUUUCCAACAGAGUCAUUGACUGACUGUGUCUUACUUGAUUUCCAAGGGAGAACAUGUAGUUUGUUUAUGUUUUAAAUAGCCAAUAAAUGGUCCAAGAAUUUCUGAGCCAGAGAAGAGCCCCUGCAGGAACUUCUGUUGUUAUCCUUGUCUCAAAGAUAACUGGCCUGGUGGCUUCAUGGCAAGGUAACAGCCGGGGCGUGGAACAGAUCUGAAAUGUUUCUUACUCCUACUUGCUGGCAUCUUUCUGUGGUCUCAUUUUUCCAAAAUACGUGGCCUUGGAACUAUACAGUCAACUGUCCAGAGGUGGAGUGGCAAGGCUCUCUGGGCAGAAGGUACCACAAUGACUUUAAGGCAAGCAGCAGAUGCACAAAAGUUUUUGUUAAGAUGAUCAAGGGACUGAGAUAGGCACUGUCUGAAAAGCUUGGGAAAGCAAAUUGGAGAUCUGUCCAUGCUGUCAAAGCCCCUUCUCCUCCUCAUGAGGUACCUCUUAAGAUUGCAUUGCCCUUUUUUAUUUCCAUAUCCUCCUAAGGCCACAGAUGUGCACUUCCAGGAAAGGGCAUCUAAACUCCAGAUGGAAAAUGCUGGGAGCCCACAAAUACUUUUGAUGGGUGAGAGCAGCACCUAUACUCACUCCUCUGUGGUGAUGCCUAUUCUUAGUGUAUAGCCUCUUCUUUCUUCUCAUUUGUUUCCUUUUCUCUUAUUCUUUUCCUAUGGUCUCUAUUGCAUUUCUUCUUGCAGGGAGACAACUCCACAGUUGCUUCCAAAAGUCUCUUUGGCAAUUAGGCUUUCAAACCAAGACAGCAGCUAAUUCAAAUUCUUCCUCUCUGUGAGCUCAAAGGGCGUGUGUGUAUGUAUCGAUGUGAAGGGUUUUUGCUGUUCUUUCUCUUACAGGCUGCUAAGAUUUCCCCAAAGAAUAAAAGCCAUAGUCAGUUUUUACACAAGUGAUUUUUUAUUUUCUAGUCAGUUAACAUUAAUAUAAAGAAUAAAUGAAAGUGUUAGUGUGUAGGAAAUAAAAAAAGCAUUUUACUGUGGAGAUGGAUGGGUUUCCUGUGCCAUUUGAAUGGUGGCAAGGUGACCAGGACACAAUGAGUAAGAUAGGAAAAGAUUAGUUUUGAGACUAGAGAUAAUGAAGUCAAGAGAAUAGUACUGUAGACUGAAAUAUCCUUGUGUUCCCAUAUUCUCCAUGAGCAAAUUGUACUUUCUAUAACUUAAAAAUGAAAAAAAACCCCAACAAACUCACAAGAAAUCACCCUCUAUAUCUUUGGCAUUUUGAUUUCAACAGUGUACCUUUGCCAUUGCCAUUUGCCUUUAGCACUUCCAAAUUUCUAAGCCUUUCCCACCCCAUGUCAUUCCUUUACAACUGGAGUCCUCUAAGCCAUUCUACUCCAGCAACUGGCUAAAAUUAAAUGUUUUAAGGAUUUUAUCCAUUUGUUCCCCAUCUCAGGCUCUGCUUAAUGAAUUCACAGACCUUGGCUAGAAACCAAUAAAAGAACGUGAAAUAACAGGUAAAUAUUAGAGGAGAAGGGGGGAGCUUGGUCAAUAAACUGAUUAAUUUUGUCUGUAGAACAGUGGCUGAAUGCUUGGAUAGGUCCUAAAGUUUUGCUGUCAGCCAGUGUUGAGGAAUUGCAAUUCAAGUGCUUCAUACUGUCUCUUCCACCUGUAUUCCAGGUACCCAUCAGGCUUUAUGUCCUCUAGAAAGCUGCAGUCUGCUGGGCUCUUCCUUAUGCUGUAGGGAAUAUGUGCUCCAUAGCAAUUGGGCGAUUUAGUUUCUUUUUGGGAAAUGGAACCUGACUGAAGUUGUGCCCAUGAUAGCUGAAAUCUAUGAACUGAAAUUCCUAUAAUGUAAUGAAAAUAUGUUCUUUUUCCAUCUUUUCCCCAUUUAUUUCCCCCAUUUCCCCAUUGGAGAAACAUUUUAUUUUAAUGAAAGCAUGUCAACCAUCACAUUCAAUCAUCAAGCCUUCUUCUAGCUUCUGACUUUUGUAUGUGUUUUUCCCUCUGGGUAUUUAAGUACUUUCUCAUUCUUACUCCUUGCCCUGCCAAUUUUUCUCCCUAUUUUAUCUUCCUUAUGCUGCUAGCCCAGAUGGUCAAACAGCUGCCCUUCCUCAGUGCCUGCUUUUUCCCCUCUCCAUGGUCAGAGCGGCUGGGGUGUCACUGGGAAGGUAUCUUCUAAAGAAGUCAUAUUUGCAAUGCAAAAAAGCUGUGAAAAAAAUCUGGAAACACCAACUGGCUGCUCUGUAUAAGAAUUUUAAAUGUUUCUCAGUGGUAUGCCAGAAGAAUUCCUUUAUCCUUCUUCCAACACAAAAGAAUAAUCAAAGAAAGAAGAUAGUGUUUUGACUGAUAUUAGGGAUGCAGAAGUACAUCCAGAUCACAGUAAUGAACUAAUUUUCCAUCCCUGUGUAACCUUUUGAAGGCAGCUAGGUUAUGUGCAUGUGUCUGUGUGUAGUUUUUCUGGAUGUGUUCCCUUUUUGGCAGGAAAAUGUUGAAUAGAGAGGUUUUGAACAUUUAUAAAUGUUGAGAAAUCCAGCAGAUCAGACUCCUCUGACGCAGUUAUUGUACUCUCGGAUUUUUGUGGUCCUAUGUGGGAUUUCUGGAUACUGAUCUCCCCUGGAUGCAUCAUGUUCACAUGUGCAAGUGGAAAUAGGUAUGUGUAGAUCAUACUUCAUUGUUGUGACACCUCAGGUUUGCUCUCUGUUCACUCUGCAGGUUUUAUGCACAUACUUCUGUAUAAGAACUAUUGUUAUGGUGAUGGCUUUCAUCCAUAGCAAGCAAUGACAGAAGGCUGGACAUCUCCUAAGGUGAAGCUUGGGGGUUGUUUUUGGGACAAUUACAGCAAAGACAAGAGGAAUACAGCUCUUAUAACAAAAUUCUACCAAAUUAGUGUAUCUUAGGCAUGAGAAAUUUAAGCAUGUAAUUUCCAUAUGCAACUACCAGUAAAACUUGAGGCCUAGUAGUAUACAGACUUAAGAGACACAGGUUUGAUCUCAGUGUUUUCUUAGUUCUUAAAGUUACUCAUGAGAUCACCAGCAAGACUUUGUUUCUCUUGUUUUGAAAGGACAUUGAUUCUUUUUAUGGUUUAGUCUCGAAAGGCAGUGAAGUGUAUAGAGAAAGGAGUUUUCUAGGGUCAUAGAAUCAUAAUCAUUCCAGUUGGAAAAGACCUUCAAGAUCAUCAAGUCCAACCACUAACUGUCCUCAUUGAGGCCCAUCUAGGAACAAAGGAUCACAAUCAGCUAUGUGUACUGAGGGCCUUUGCAGUGGUCUAAAGACCGGGAGGACUAACUCUUCACUUAAAGUUCUGGUCAAAACAUACAGGACUACCCAACUUGAGGAAGAAAAGGAAACAAUUUAUUCCACCUCCAACUAAAACACAACAAAUGGAAGUAUCCAGCUGAAAGCAAUACAGAGUAGGGUAAAUGAUGAGUAGUACAACCAGCCAUUAAAUCAUAGAAUCAUAGAAUGGUAGGGGUUGAAAGGGACCAUUAAAAUCAUCUAGUUAAACCCUGCUGCAGAAGCAGGUCCACCUAGAUCAGGUCUCACAGGAACGCGUUCAGGACAGUCUUGAAGACCUCCAAGGAAGGAGACUACACACCCUCCCUGGGCAGCCUGUGCCACUGCUCCAUCACCCUCAUAAUGAAACAGUUUUUUCUUAUGUUUAAAUGGAACUUUUAGUGUUCCAGCUUCAUCCCAUUACCCCUUGUCCUGUUGCUAGAUACAAUAGAAAAAAGGGAAGCCUCAUCCUCUUGACAUGCACUUUUCAAAUACUUCUAAGUAUGAAUGAGAUCCCCCCUCAGUCUCCUCUUCUCCAGGCUGAACAGCCCCAGAUCUCACAGCCUUUCCUCAUAAGGAAGAUGCUCCAGUUCCCUGACUAUCUUGAUGAUCUCUGCACUGAACUCUCUCUAGAAGUUCUCUGUCUCACUGGAGCUGGGGAAGCCAGAACUGGAUACAGUACUCUGGAUGAGGCCUCACCAGGGCAGAGUAGAGUGGGAGAAGAACCUCCCUUGACCUGCUGGCUACACUCUUCUUGAUGCAUCCCAGGAUGUCAUUGGCCUUGUACAGGGCUACAGCUGCACUCUCACCACAGGCUGCAGGGGGCGCUGCUCCUCCCUUCCUCCUCCUCUGACUAUGUAGUCACCUCCAUCUUGUCCUACCCUUCCACCUCCUUCACAAACUACAAAUUUCCCUUCUUAAAUAGCAAUGGCAGAGGCGCCAGAUUGGCCUGGCCAGGCUGGAGGUGGGCCCAACUCAGAGCUGGGGGAUGUUUUGAGAACUGCUUACUGGGACAGCACUGCAACCCCCUCCAACUGUUACCAAGCAAAAAGCAGCUCCACACAAACCCAUCACAUUAACCCAGUACUGCCAAGCCCACCCCUAAACCGUGUGCCUCAGCACCUCAUCUACAUGUCUCUUUUGGACAUUAAGCUAAAAGGGCAAAAACUGUUGAUAUAAUUUUUUAUAGGGGAUCCCCACUGUAGAAAUGUUGACUCUGGCUUGCUGCUAAGUUUAGAAACCAUAUAAAAUGUAUACCAUGUACUUUAUAUGGAGCAGAUGGCAGAACAGGCUUUACUGGUUGCAGUGUGUCAAGUAACAGAUUGUCUAGAAAAGUUUGCUUGCUUUUGGCAGACGAUUUAAUUUAGCUCAUAGCAUGUUACUGAAGUUCACUGCACAUCUCUACGAAAGUGGGCAGCUAACACAUUUUAU
Messenger RNA from Colius striatus (speckled mousebird), 8746 nucleotides. It is a transcript of the gene PARVG, whose product is annotated as parvin gamma. The record is from RefSeq and is a predicted model, not a curated record. The transcript has 13 exons. Gene Ontology annotation, cellular component: cytoplasm; focal adhesion; actin cytoskeleton. The coding region runs from base 250 to 1218 and encodes 322 amino acids. NCBI's taxonomy places the organism in Eukaryota, Metazoa, Chordata, Aves, Coliiformes, Coliidae. Gene Ontology annotation, biological process: cell projection assembly; substrate adhesion-dependent cell spreading; establishment or maintenance of cell polarity. Gene Ontology annotation, molecular function: actin binding.